AAAAAAAACGAAAAAAAGGACAAUGAAGAAGGAAGCGAUAUAACUAAAACACGACUGCAACGGGACAUCACUCUGAUAAUAUUUACUUUUUACCCCAGCCAGCACUCCUGCACAGCAACUCCAGCAAAAAGAACCUUUUUGUGUGUACUGUGUACAAGUACAAGUCUAGUGCACUAACAUAUAUACAUAAUGUACAUAGUGAAGGCCUGCAAAAUUCUAUCUAAUCCAGAGUAGUACCCAGUAGGGCUGGAUCCAAGCAGAUCGGGUCAGAUACUUUGUCUUCAAAACCACUCAUACUCCAAGCCCAACCACCACUGCCACUGUGCAGUUGUUCGCUCAGACCCAGUGUAAGAAAGGCCACCUUUAUUUGAUUGAGGACUAAUAACUGUGUGACUUGACCAAACGGCUGUGUUGACAGACCAUGACGAGUGGCCAGUACAUUGUGAUUGGAGGUGGCAUCGCUGGAGUGUCUUGUGUUGAAGCGCUAUCUUACUUGGACAAGGAUGCCAAAAUUACUCUGAUUUCUGCCUCUCCACUCAUCAAAACUGUUACAAAUUAUGUACAGCUCACACAAGUUGCUGAGACAUUUGAUGUGGAGGAAAAGCCGUUAUCUCAUGCCGAAGAAAACAGGGACAAUGUGACAGUUAUGCAGGCUGUUGUGGAGUCGUUAAACACUCAGGAUAAAACUCUAGUCACGUCAGAUGGUCAAACGGUCAGCUAUGACAAACUGUGUGUUUGUACUGGAGGAAAACCUAAGGUGAUAGCAUCAGAUAGUCCUGUAGUGGUGGGCAUUCGUGACACAGAGAGUGUAAAGGAUUUCCAGGUUAAGAUGAAGACCGCAAGAAGAAUUGUGAUCAUUGGAAAUGGUGGAAUAGCUACGGAGCUCGUGUAUGAGCUAGAGGGUUGUGAGGUCAUCUGGGCCAUCAAAGACAAAUCCAUCGCUCACACUUUUGUGGAUGCCGGGGCUGGAGAAUUCUUUAUGGAGCAUCUGAACAAAGAGAAGGACAAAAGUCCGGACGGGCCAUCCAAACGACUCAAGUACACCACCCAGGAAAGCCAAAUCUCCAAUGCAGGAGUGAUGGGUGGGGCUUUAGGACCGGACUGGGCUACUAAUGUGGACAUGCAUGGGUCACAAAAUAUCUCACACCGAGUCCACGUGGAGCACCAGGUGGAGGUGAGGCAGAUUUUGUCGCAGGAUGACCUUGACCGGCUUCAGGCCAGUGGAGAGAAACAGUCACUGUCUCCAGAGGGCUGGACAGAUCACCCUUCUUGGCCGGCCUACGUAGAACUGACCAACGGGAAAAUCUACGGCUGUGACUUGGUGGUCAGUGCCACAGGUGUGGUCCCCUUCACCGAUACCGUGUUGCCGGGCAACCACUUUGAGCUGGCUUCAGACGGUGGUCUCCGGGUCAACGACAAGAUGGAGACGUCACAGCCACAUGUGUUUGCUGCCGGGGAUGUUUGCACUGCAUGCUGGGAGCAUUCCCCUCAUUGGCUACAGAUGCGACUGUGGACCCAAGCACGUCAGAUGGGUUGUUAUGCGGCAAAGUGCAUGGUGGCAUCUCACUCAGGAGAGGAUGUUGUCAUGGAUUUCUGCUUCGAACUUUUCGCUCAUGUCACGACGUUUUUCCGAUUUAAGGUUGUUUUGUUAGGCAAGUUCAACGCUCAGGGACUUGGUGAUGACUUUGAAAUUUUGCUUCGAGUGUCCAAAGGUGAGGAAUAUGUCAAAGCCAUUCUUCAAAAUGGACGAUUGAUGGGAGCUAUCUUGAUAGGAGAAACAGACCUGGAGGAGACAUUUGAGAACUUGAUUCUGAAUGCGAUUGACUUGACGCCUUUCAAAGACAACUUAUUAGAGCCUGGUAUUGAUAUCGAGGACUUUUUUGACUGAGUUCUGAGAGAGAACUCUAUUGAUUCGCCUGUGAUAUUGUGUGCCUUCAGGUUCAUUUCUUCUCUGCUUUGUCACCAUUGUUUAGAAUUUCCCUUUGACUUUUUCCCCACUGUGAGCUGUAUUUUGGGGCAUGACUUGAUGACUUUCAAAAAUCUCGUCCUCUGCAGACUUUUAUAACAGACACAAACCACUGUUUUAUCUUCAGAGAACUAUUUUAUUUCUUUGAAAUGUCUGAUAAAAGCCCUCAUACCAACUGAUCCUCAGGAUGAACAAAUUAUAGGCCUACCCAUGCAAGACCGCGAACAGAUACAGAAUACUCCGGUGGUUCACUGCGAGCCCCCACCUGUGCCUCUACAACAACAGCCGUUAACUCCUCGAGUUGUGUUUACCUCAUGUCAGAUCCCGACGCGGAAGUCUCGCCAGCCUCUUUCUGUGGGUCCCCUCGGGUUGCCAAGUUGUCUGUUUGACGUUAGGUGCCAAAUUACACAUAAUACUACAUCUCCCUCCCUAAAGUAGUGGUGUCCCUUCACUAAAACUCUCAAUGUUUGUUGAGUGCCAAUGAAAUGUAAAUCUGGAUCUAGAUCUAUACACUUUGCACACUGUCUUGUUUGCACAAUAACUCAAAGGCGAUGAGGAAAUAAAAGUGGAAUGAAAAUGAAAAUAAAUGUUCAAAGACAAGACUCAGCUCUUGUGAGUUGUCCUUAUAUCUCUCCCUCAGAUGUUUUACAAGUCUAGCCUCUGAGGUGGCUUGAUGGUCCUCCCAAAGCUGCUGGUACUGGUAGCUCGAGGAGUUAACGGCUGUUGUUGUAGAGGCAUGGGUGGGGGCUCGCUGUGAACCACCGGAGUAUUCUGUAUCUGUUCGUGGUCUUGCAUGGGUAGGCUUAUAAUUUGUUCAUCUUGAGGAUCAGUUGGUAUGAGGGCUUUUCUGUUCCUCCGUGUUGGUGAAUCACUGUUGUCCGGCUGAAUGAUGUAUGAUCUCGGGCUAUGGUGUUGUUUGAUUACCUUUGCAUUCCGUCCCAUGUCUUUGACGUAGAUGUUGUCUCCAGGGUUCAAACUAAGCUGUGGCUUUCUGGCGAGGUGGCGCAUGUUGUGCUGCUUGUACAUGUCUUCUCUGUAGUUAUUCUCCCUUUCUUGGAGAAGCACUGGAUUUGGUGAUUGAGGGUGUAGCUUUUGUUCCAUGAUGGGCAAUUUUGUCUGCAAUUUCCGGCCCAUUAAAAGCUCACUGGGAGAAAAUUUGUUCAGAAGAGGAGUGGCCCUGUAAUUUAAAAGUGCAAUGUAGGGGUCAUCAGCCUUUUUCAAUAGAUUCUUAAGAGUUUCAAUGGCUCGCUCAAUCAUGACGUUACUUUGGGGAUAUCGGGGUGAGCUGGUAAUGUGGGUAAAACCGUAGUUUUGAGCAAAUUUUUGGAACUGCAUACUUGCAAAUUGGGGCCCAUUGUCUGAGACUAUGACAUCGGGUAUUCCAUGUGUCGCUAUGACUAUGAUGGAUUUCAGCUUGAUGAUCACAUGUCCACUUGACAGCUCUUCUAGUGUCCUUAUUUCUGGCCAUCGAGAAUAGUAAUCCGCUACUGCUGAAGUUACAUUCAAAGUGAGGCCUGCGUCUUGGAGACAUUUCAUCACCUCUCGUACUCGUUUGUCGUGAGUGUCUUUGUCUGGGGCAUGUAUGAUAAUGUCGUCGAUGUGACAUACUGUGCCAUCUUGUUCACAAAGAAUCUCUACCAUUGCGCGCUGGAAGACUUCUGAUGCUGAUGAAAUUCCAAAGGGUAGCCUAUUCAUGCAGAAUCGGCCAAAUGGAGUCAGGAAGGUAGUGUACUUUCGAGAUUCCUCUGAUAGCGGAAUUUGCCAGAAACCACCCGAUUUUGCAUCCAGUUUUGUGAAAAAUUUACUGCCUGCGAACUGUGCAAGGUCUUCCUCUACGGACCUCAAAGGAUGUUGAGAGCUGUUAAGUCGACACAUAUGUGAAUUGAACCGUCUUGUUUAGGGACGACUACCAUUCCUGCACACCAGUCUGUGGGGUCUGUUACCUUUGAAAUAACACCUUGAUCCAACAUCUGUUCUAGCUGUUUUUUUACCUUAAGCAAGAGGGGGUGGGCUAUUUUCCUAGGUGUGUAGAUGUGCGAUUGAUCUAUGUUUUCAUGCAGUUUAAUGGUGUAAGGUUCUUUCAACGUGCCCAGACCUGAGAAACGUUUGGGAAAUUCUCACUUGAAAUCUGGCUUCGGUUUUUCAAGUUCUUGUACUCUAGUGACUAAUCCCAACUUGACACAUGCAUCGCGGCCCAGGAGCGAGUGCUGUUGUCCUUUCACAAUAUACGUUUUCUCUACCACUCUCUUGUCUUUGUGACUCAAGGUCUUUGUUGUGUAGCCUAGAACAGUCACGUUUUGUGCUCCCGCAGCAUGGAGUAGUUUGUCUGGUCGUUUAAGUUCAUUGGGGGCAACAUUGAUGUCUUUUUCACCCAUGACUGUAACUGGAGCACCAGUGUCCAACUUGAAAGGGUGCAGAUGUCCAUCUAUCUGGAUCCCAACUGUCCAAUCGCUGUCGUCUGUGAGUUGGUGCACUUGUCCAAGAAACGCAUUAGGAGGUUUAUCUUCUGAGCCAGGAUGUAAAUCCAAGUUGACCUGCACCUCAGCCACCUGUUUGGACCUGGGCUCUAGUGUCUCUGAGGCUUGUUCAGUCCCUGAGCAACAAACCUUUUGGUAAUGUCCGAGUUUGUUUGUUGCAGGUGUUGUAACGUGCUGUACGAGCUGGACAUUGAGUCUGUGGGUGGUUGGAAUAGCCACAAAAUCGGCAGGAUGAAGUGAGCUUACUAGGUACGUGUUGGUGUUGAGAUUGCGUUUGUGCACUGGGAUAGGAGCGCUGAGGGUUGCGAUUCGUAAGUUGUCUUUGGUUUUGGUUCCAUUUCACUGCCUCUACGUCUGCUGUCAUGGAGUCUUGAAGAGCUUUGCCCUGGGUUGCGGCGUCCUCUGCAGAACGGCAGAUGUGUAUACAUUUUUCCAGUGUGAGUUGCCUUUCCUUUAGUAAGUCUGUGCGAGCCUGUUGGUCUUCAAUGCCCGUGACAAUUUUGUCUCGUAUCAAUGAGUCUCUGCAGUCGUUGCAAAUGUUGCAGCUUUUAGCAAGUCGUCUAAGAUCUGCCAGGAAUGUGUCGAAGGCUUCUCCGUGUGCUUGGUUUCUCUUAUUGAAUUUGAAACGUUCGUAAGUUUCAUUUUGUUCACCUAUGACGAACUCAUAGAAUUUUUUGAUAAUUUCUUGAAGUGAGCGGUCGCUUUCACCUGUAGUGAAUUGAAACCCAUUGUGGAUUCGGAGUGCUUCGUCAUCCAAGCUAUGGAGAAAGAGUGCAACUUGGAACCUUUGAUCUUAGUUUUCUAGACGUGAGAGGAGGGCAUAUGUAUUCCAUCUUUGCUUGAAUAACUUCCAGUUUUCUACUGGAUUAGACCCCAGGACCGGUUUGUCCGGUGGUUUGAUACCUGCAAUGACCGGUUUCGUGGUCUCCUCUUCGGCCAUCUCUGGGCUAGAUCUAGAUCACCGUUUACACACUAAUUACCUGAGUUAUUAAACAAUAAAUGUGCUCAGUCCUUCAGAAUAUCCCUAGAUCUCUAGAUCUUUAUUAUUUUGUCUAGAUGUUGCACGAUAUGUAUAGAUUGACAUUGAUUCUGGGUUCUUAGAGUAAAGGCUGCCACCAUGUUGUGUUUACCUCAUGUCCAGAUCCCGACCCGGAAGUCUCGCCAGCCUCUUUCUGUGGGUCCCCUCGGGUUGCCAAGUUGUCCGUUUGACGUUAGGUGCCAAAGUACACAUAAUACUACACAGAGUUUUAUGACAGAGACAAACCACUGUUUUAUCUUUAGAGAACUAUUUUAUUUCUUUGAAAUGUCUGAUAAAAAAAUGAUAAUAAUUUCCCUGUAUUUUGAUGUGUAACACUUGAGUUUCUUUGUAAAAUGUUGAAGUGGAUGAUUGGUGGGUGCUCUUGUGUGGUUUACUGCUUCUCUCCUUUCAAACGUCUAUUGUUGAUAUCUCUCCUUUUUCUUUGCUUUGAAUGUUACUCUGUAGUAACUCCUCUUAUCUUCAGCACUUUUAUCAUCUAUGUGUUGCAAGUGCGGUAAAACUCUCUCUAAAACUAAACAGGAAAAUUACGAGAAAUUAUCUUUUUUCUGGUUGCCAUCAGAAUAGAUAAAAUGGUCGCCAAAGGGGCUUGGUUACAAAGAGGAAAAUGGUUUGGUUGGGAAACAGUUAAUGUGGGACAAAUGACAGAACAAUUGUGUUCAUGCUACUGUUAUCACAAUUACCAUUAAAUAAGCAAUUUAUGAA
Molecule: messenger RNA, 6184 nt
Organism: Aplysia californica (California sea hare)
Lineage: Eukaryota; Metazoa; Mollusca; Gastropoda; Aplysiida; Aplysiidae
Product: pyridine nucleotide-disulfide oxidoreductase domain-containing protein 1
Exons: 14
Coding region: 422-1888 (488 amino acids)
Molecular function (GO): oxidoreductase activity; flavin adenine dinucleotide binding
Source: RefSeq, a predicted model, not a curated record